AUGCGCUAUGGGCUUGCUCCGCGCGGUCUCUUCGAACGAUGUGGGGGGGUGGGCCAUGGACCUCUCGCGUGGGGGCGUCCGUUUUCAUCGUCGAAGUUUACCGUGAGCGGCCACCCCGCGAGUGGGAUUCAUAACGCGAAUCGUUUCGAUGCAAAACCGAACUCCCGUAUGUGGGGGGGGUGGGGGGCAGCCUGCAGGCGAUCUCGCGCGGCGCGUUGGUUGGCUGCCAACUUCACGUCGCUCGCGACUUAUCAACUGAUUUUGGAGGUCGCCCUGACGGGGAUCCUCGCCAGCGCGCUCCACACCCGCGCCCUAACGGCGGAGGGGGUAGAAUCCACCCUCCUUGCGUAUCAUUACCCAUUCACAGGGUCAAUCGCGCGGAGCGAAGGCGUCUACACCGAGAGCUUUUCCAUCGGGCCGUUCAAGCUCUCACCGGAGCUGCUCAACGCCCUACGCACCGGGCAUAACAUCGCGAACGAGCUGCUGCCUAUUCAAAUUCUCUUUCUCGCGGCAACGUAUCAUCCACUAAGGCAAACAUGCCGUGUCUUGCGAUCAAGGUGGAAGGGGGGUGCGGGGGCAACGACCACGAUUGCGAAGGGCCCUGGAAAAGUGGGUGGGGUGGGAACGCCUUGGAAGGUGCCGCGUGCGUCCAUCCAUCGAUCUCCGAUUACAACAUCGACCAAACACCUGAAGAAGUAA
This is a messenger RNA of Phytomonas sp. EM1, 699 nucleotides long. The record is from the annotation of a GenBank genome assembly. Lineage: Eukaryota; Euglenozoa; Kinetoplastea; Trypanosomatida; Trypanosomatidae.